AUGGGUUUAACGAAUUGUUCCCACGAGGAGCUGAUUAGUCGACUCGUUGACUCCAUCAAAGAAAUUUCUGGUUUUUCCUCUUCUAAAGGCUUCAUCGGGAAGAUCCAAGGCGAUCUCGUUCGUAGGAUCACGCUUCUCAGCCCUUUCUUCGAAGAAUUGAUUGACUCGGAAUUGCAGGAUGAACAAAUUCCAGGCUUCGAGGUUAUGAGAAUCGCUCUUGAUUCAAGUCUUGAGCUUUUCCGAUCUGUCAAUGGUGGAAGCAAGCUUUUUCAGAUUUUCCACAGGGACUCUGUUGUGCAGAAGUUCCACAACGUGACAGUGGAGAUAGAAGCAGCGUUAAGUCAGAUUCCUUACGAUACGAUCGAGGUUUCAGAGGAAGUCAGAGAACAGAUACAGCUUCUGCAUUCUCAAUUCAAGAGAGCAAAAGAAAGACAAGAGGAAGAUUAUGAUACGCAGCUUAGCGAUGAUCUAGCCAUAGCAGAGAAUGUGAUGGAUCCCGACACUAUCAUCCUCAAAAGACUGUCACAAGAGCUACAACUCAGCACCAUUGAUGAGCUGAAAAAAGAAUCACACGCCAUACACAAAUACUUCCUCUCAUACGAUGGUGAUCCUGACGACUGUUUCGAGCGGAUGUCCUCUCUUCUUAAACAGCUUGUAGACUGCGCAUCAAUGGAUAGCUCAGAGCCUGAUACAUCCGCAAGCAACAAGAUCGUUUCGAGGCAUCGUUCUCCAGUUAUACCAGAGUACUUCAGGUGUCCUAUAUCACUUGAGCUGAUGAAAGAUCCUGUCAUCGUCUCCACUGGACAGACAUAUGAGAGAUCAUCUAUCCAGAAGUGGCUUGAUGCUGGUCAUAAGACGUGUCCGAAGUCUCAGGAGACGCUGCUGCAUUCUGGAUUAACACCUAACUACGUGUUGAAGAGUCUCAUUGCUCUGUGGUGUGAGAGCAACGGUAUUGAGCUUCCGCAGAACCAAGCGAUCUACAGAACAGCAAAGCCAGGAGGAGGAAGCGGCUCUUUAGACUGUGACCGAGCGUUUGUCCGUUCCUUGUUAGAGAAACUGGACAACGGUGCUACAGAAGAGCAGAGAGCUGCAGCUGGAGAGUUGCGGUUGCUAGCUAAGAGGAACGCUGAUAACAGAGUUUGUAUCGCUGAAGCUGGAGCCAUACCGAGGCUUGUGGAGCUUCUGUCUUCACCUGAUCCUCGGACUCAAGAGCAUUCUGUGACUGCUCUUCUCAAUCUUUCGAUAAAUGAGUGUAACAAAGGGUUCAUUGUUGAUGCGGGAGCUAUAACGGAUAUAGUUGAGGUGCUGAAGAACGGAAGCAUGGAGGCUAGAGAGAACGCGGCUGCGACUCUUUUCAGUUUAUCUGUUAUAGAUGAGAACAAAGUGGCUAUAGGUGCUGCUGGAGCUAUCCAAGCGCUUAUAAGCUUGCUUGAGGAAGGAACAAGAAGAGGCAAGAAAGACGCGGCAACAGCGAUAUUCAAUCUUUGCAUAUACCAGGGGAAUAAGUCAAGAGCGGUUAAAGGUGGUAUUGUCAAUCCUCUGACGAGAUUGCUGAAAGAUGCAGGUGGUGGGAUGGUGGAUGAAGCCUUGGCGAUUCUUGCGAUUCUUUCGACGAACCAAGAAGGGAAAACAGCGAUAGCUGAAGCGGAAUCGAUCCCGGUUUUGGUUGAGAUUAUCAGGACAGGGUCACCUAGGAACAGGGAGAACGCUGCAGCGAUACUUUGGUAUCUUUGUAUUGGGAAUAUGGAGAGGUUGAAUGUAGCGAGAGAGGUUGGUGCAGAUGUUGCCUUGAAGGAACUUACUGAGAAUGGAACUGAUAGAGCAAAGAGGAAAGCUGGGAGCUUGUUGGAGCUUAUUCAGCAAAUUGAAGGCGUUGCAGCAUCUACUGUUGAAUGA
Molecule: messenger RNA, 1896 nt
Organism: Microthlaspi erraticum
Lineage: Eukaryota; Viridiplantae; Streptophyta; Magnoliopsida; Brassicales; Brassicaceae
Source: the annotation of a GenBank genome assembly